CUCCGAGAGGAAGAAGGAGGAAGCGGUAGCUACAAACUACAAAAACAGUGCAAUGUUCGGACUGUUCAGGAAAAACAAGCCCGUGAAAAUAAGGAGUUGCAAUGAAAAUAGAAAGUAUGGAGUUGCGGCGAAAGACAUGAACGAGUUGCUUAAGAAGGGCUGCAAGCUACUACAGUUGCCAUCUUCUGGUGCACACGUUUGUUUGUAUGCGGAUGGGACAAAAGUUACAGAGGAAUUCUUCCAAACUCUGCCGGACAACACGGAGCUGGUUCUUCUCUGCAGGGAUGAGACGUGGAGUGGCGUUGUGUGCGACAUCGGCCGGUUACUGAGCGCAGACCGGCACGCCGAUGGCCUCAUUGAAGCGGCCAGAGGGCUCCUCUCUGAUGAGCAGUCUCCUAAGAGGCGUAAAAUCCUGACAGACCUGCUGCGCAACCUGGAGGACAGAUCUGAGCUGGAGAGCAGAGAGGAGGAUGAAGACUGGUUCAAAGGUGUUGGCGCUCGAUUCAAGACAAAGUCGGCCUACAUGAAGUCCAACUGUGAGAGCCGGAUACGAGGCUACAUGAAGGAGGUGGAUGCUGCCGCUAAAGCCACACAGAAGGCUAAAGUCAGGGCGGAGGUUCUGAAAACAUCCAAAUGCCUGGCGGAAAUGCUGAAGACGGCGAAGCACAACGGCUGCUACUUCGACAGGACGGUGAAGGAAGCAGAUCGCCUCUGUACUCGAGCGGGGUGGUUUACCUGCCAGGGAUCAUUUGAGCAGGAAGAGUGCCCGUCCCUCCACUCCAUCAACCCCUACGGCAGCCGAGAGAGCAGGAUCGUCUUCAGCACAUGGAAUCUGGACCACAGGAUUGAAAAGAAGAGGACGAUCGUUCCCGCUCUGCUGGAAGCUCUGCAGAGUCACAGGAGCGCCGACGUCAACGUGGGCUACUUCUACCGCCUGCUGUUCACCAGGGAGAACCUGAAGCUGGUCCACAUCGUGUGCCACAACAAAGCAGCUCACAACCUGCUGUGCGACGCCGCGGAGAUUUUUAACUCGGGCGACGCGAAACCAAAGGGCAGGAAGAGGCACUUGGUGUGAAUGUUUUCACUCUUGCCUCGCCUUUUUUUUUUUUACCUCAUUUGAUAUGACCAUAUUGUGCUUUGUGAACCAGUGAAGCCUACAGAGUUGUAAUACAGACCGACGGGCGCUUCGUUAGACAAACGGAAGAACACUUAAACCAGGAAAUCAUGAAAAACAUUUAUUUUUGUCUUUGUUGGCACGGUGAUGUAAGAAUACAUGAAUUGAUUACAACGCGGCGUUCACUCAGUCAGAAACUUGCAUAGGAGUGAACAGCACUAGUGCAAUUACCUCAAAGUUAGAAGAGUAGAUGCCAUUUCGUCUAAGUCAGGCUUAAGUAAUCAUCACUUCACUCACAUGCUGAAGACCGAUCACAGACCUCAACGAUUUUAGUCCAGGUUUUCUUUUUCUUACAGCCUAUCAUGAACCUAACAGCUGCAUUAAUAUAUAUGUAAAUAUAUAUGUAUAUGUAUAUAUGUUACAGAUGUGUAGUGCAGUUAAGCAGCUGCCAAAAAACAAACUGGGCAAAGAUGUGUUGCCGAUGAAUAUUAGACACUUGGUGAACAAUGACAUUCACCUCAAAACGCUGAAUUUGAUAUUAAAAGCUCUCAAUAUGGAACUGCUCUUUGACGCGUGUACACUCCUUCCUCUCCACAUAUAUAACAACUUGUAAUUUGGAGAUUGUUUUUUCCCCGUUUUUAUUAGUGCUGUUUUGACAUUUCUCAAGGCUAAUCUCAAACUUCAAAGCAUGCACUGAAAGUAUGAAGCAGUGUGUUCUGUAGCCUGAUCCUUAUCUAAAUAAAGUGCUGCCAACAACCCCCCCCCCCUCAGGCAAAACCAAAGUUGACUGAACAAUGGGGGGGAUGUGAGCAUAAAUUCAGCAAUAAAUAAAACAGGCACUAUUAUACGUGUCCCAGUGCUGUAACCAUAUUAAAAAGUAUCAAAUGAAAUAAGAUAUUCGGGUAUCAAGCUAAGUGAAAACAAUUUGGCGUUUUCUGUGCGUUUGGCGUGUCCUUGUCGAGUCAUCAACUACCGAUUUACCACCAACAACGUGUUAAAGCUUUCAACAGAGUCAGAACUACCGGUGGUAAACUGCUAAACGACGACGACUUGUAAAUGAUGGCGAGGCCAACCGCAGAGUCGGCUCCAGCAACAGUUCAUGCCUAACUCACUCGCGUCGUAGCGAGUAACUUCAUCACCGGUGAAUCGGGAGCAUCGUCACACACAUGCUUUAUGUGUGACGGCGUUAUGAUUUAAGGAACGACUGAAUCUCAAUAGUAGUUCAAUUUUUGGCUGCUUUUUCUUGAGUGCUGAGAGUUUUAUGUGCUUCCACAGGGCAUGACUUUCUGAGUGCAGCUCCUCUUCACUAAGUGUCCGCUCUGUCGUCCCCCUUCAUACUGAGGAGGCCGCCUCCUCUUCGUCGCUGGCCUCUGGUGCGUAGUAAUGUCGCCUCCUGUGCUCCCCUCGCACACGGGAGCAGGUCUCCGACGAUCUCUGAGGGAAGUCCUGCAGCAUAGAAGAGUGGACGUUUGUAAUUGAUUCAAUCUUCACCCAAACAAUCAAACAUAUAUGUGCUGCAACAUUUAAUAGCGGUACAGAAGGGCCUCUCAUUCCAAAGCUUUUAAAAAGGUAUUCUGGGUAAUUAAGAUACUAUGCAGACAUACGUCAGCUUAAUAAUUAAAAUGCGACAUGUUGAUGUCAAAGAUGCUGAGACGCGCGUAACCGCACCACUGCACAUGAAGCGUUGUCCAGCUCUGGUUCAGCCAUAUGCACGGCUAGAUUUGAAUAUAACGUACGCAAAAAAUAUUUUUAAAUAUAUAUUUAUGUUAUGGUGCAUGCUUUGCUUUUUGCUGUUCUGUUAAAUGUAAAAUAACAAAAUAAUUAUGCAUACUAUGUAAGCAAUAUUUAAAUAUUCUGCAAUAGGCAGUGCGUCACUCCUGCACUAAAAGGCAUGUUUGGGAGCAACACAAUGUCUUACUUUCUGAACCUUUAUAACCUAUGUUCUGUAGUUUAUUCACACAAGAGAAUGUUGUUCAUCUUGAAUCUCUUGUUGCAUCCUAAAAUGUGCUGCUGUUAGCGAGUUAGCCCCUAAAAAUAUUGCGUGUAAUUCAAAAAUACAAAGUCCCGUGAUGUAACAUAAUGAAAGCUAUCAAACUGUUUAGUGUCUUAUCAACACAGCCACUCCUUAACUGGCCACAAGCUGGGGAAGCUUUCCACUGCAAGAGCCUCAAGCAACCAGAGUCACAGAUUGUCCCUAAAGUGGCAAUAAAGAAACCGACCUCACCUGUACUGCGUCCAAGUUUCCAAAGAACUGCUCCACGGGAAGAAUCUGAUUGCUGUCGUCAUCCGGGAAGAUGUUUUUGCUGGUUUCCUCACAGUCCAUGUCCUCGGACUCCUUCACUCUGGGGCUGUCCAGUUCCGGCCUCGUCCUCAGUUCGUUUUCUUUGCCCUCCUGUCCCUCAAGCUCCGGUG
Molecule: messenger RNA, 3526 nt
Organism: Anarrhichthys ocellatus (wolf-eel)
Lineage: Eukaryota; Metazoa; Chordata; Actinopteri; Perciformes; Anarhichadidae
Gene: dffb
Product: DNA fragmentation factor, beta polypeptide (caspase-activated DNase)
Exons: 7
Coding region: 53-1075 (340 amino acids)
Biological process (GO): apoptotic process; apoptotic DNA fragmentation
Cellular component (GO): cytoplasm; nucleus
Molecular function (GO): DNA endonuclease activity
Source: RefSeq, a predicted model, not a curated record